UGGCCGUCCAUUACGCAGCGGGCUUACCAGACGGCUGAGAUCAUCGCCUACGUCAACGGCAUCGAUCGCAGUCAUAUAGUUCCCGAGUACAGCUUCUUAGAUGCUCGAGGUCUCGGAGCUUUUGAGAGAAAAGGGCUGGACUCAAUUAAUGAGGUUUACUCAUCAGAUAGUCUUUCUCCAAACAUCAAACCACCUCCUAUUGAUGAUGGAACACCCAACGAGAGUGUUGCUGAUGUGUUUGUACGGGUGACACAACUCAUGUCUAUAUUAGAGACACAAUAUGCGGGAGAUACUGUGAUUAUUGUUUCGCCAGAUUCAGAUAAUUUGACAGUUCUACAAGCUGGUUUAAUAGGACUCGAUCUACGUAGGCAUAAUGAACUGUUCUUCGGUCCAGGGGAUGUGAGGUUAGUAGAUCCGAAGAGCAUUCCUGACGUCAAAGAACCACCUUCAGCUGUUUACAAAUGUACAAAUCCUCCAACCUGCACUUGAUGUUCUCCAUGGGCUUUGUUGAAGUCUCUAGGAAAUAAAAUGUUUAUGUUUGUAGAAAAAUUUAUUUGGAAAUUAAAAAAAAAAAA
This is a messenger RNA of Asparagus officinalis (garden asparagus), 575 nucleotides long. RefSeq lists its product as uncharacterized. The annotation marks the transcript as partial. Lineage: Eukaryota; Viridiplantae; Streptophyta; Magnoliopsida; Asparagales; Asparagaceae. The record is from RefSeq and is a predicted model, not a curated record. The transcript has 4 exons.